AUGAGUCUCUGUCACAUCUGCCUCAAGGUAUUGAACCUUGACGAGAGCGUUCCUUCUCGUCCUCUUACCGUCCCACAUCAUUCCUCCAUCACAGAGUUUCUUGAUGCUGUCAACAAGCGGUGUCAUCUGUGCUGGCUGGGAUAUCGCCACCUUCGACUUGAUAGGAAGCUAAAGCUCGAUGAGCUAGCAUCCCAAGAAGCGGCAGAUGAACAGAUAAGCACACUUACGUCUGGGGGACGUGUUGCCCAUUGCUUGGUUGGCGAAAGACAGCAAGUCACGCGAAUCACCUGGAAGGUAGCCCAGUCUGUGCGAAACAAGCUACCACAGCUCAUUCUCGGCCUUGAGAUUGACGGUGUUCAUGCCAAGGCGACUAUUGCUUGCGGUGCCUUGUUUCUCAUACCAACAACAGGCAUGUCUCGCAUAAAGCUCACGAGGUUCUCUCGACCGCUGGAAUUGCCUUCUAACACCGGCUCGCCAAUCUCACUUCAAUUGGUUGUUGGCUGGUUGAACCAUUGCGUCUUGUCCCAUUCAAAGUGCAGUGUGUCUGGAAUAACUAGCACGUUCCGUCCCACGCGACUAAUCGAUAUUGGCAACGUCCAAGGGCAAUUCCAGGUCAUCCCCGGCAACGAAACAGUUCCCAACGAACCAUAUAUCACGCUCAGCUACCGAUGGGGAACGCAACGAGACAUGAUGCUGACCCAGGACAAUCAAGAUCAACUGAGAGCCGGAAAGCCCGUCGAAGCUCUUUCACGUACCUUCAAGGAAGCCAUCAUAGUUGCUCGCUAUAUUGGUGUCCGAUUCUUGUGGAUCGAUUGUCUCUGCAUCAUUCAACGUGGAGACGAUGGCCGUGACUGGGAUGCGGAAUCUGGACGCAUGAACCUCGUCUACCAACAUGCAUAUUGUAAUAUUUCAGCUGAUGACGCUUCAGAAAUCGAUGGUCUCUUCUUCAAUCGUGAUUUGGACUUUUACCGCCGGGUCAGCGUCCGUACACGAGAAAAAGGGGGCGCCGUCGUAGACUGGACCUCAGUAGACAGGGACAUGUGGGCAACUGAAGUGAAUAACUCCCCGCUCAACAGACGAGGUUGGGUGUUCCAAGAACGCCUAUUGGCUCCUAGGGUGAUACACUUUUGUCGCCAGGAGAUCUUCUGGGAAUGUCGUGAACGCUUCUGCUGUGAGAGCUUCCCAGAGUCUCAGCCAUCUGCAGAAUUCUUGGACCUGAGCCAGACCGUCUCUCUCAGGCAACUGCCGUCGGAGCUCUGGGAAGGUUGCGAUUGGGAUGGAGACGAGAAUUUCCCCCUCGAAGACCUGCCGUAUGAAGUGUGGGACGACAUCAUCAAAGCAUACACCAAAUGCCAGUUCACUUACCCCUCCGACAAGCUCGUGGCAAUCUCUGGAGUCGCAAAAUAUACGAAGACCAUAAUUAAAGAUACCUACCUGGCUGGUAUGUGGCAAAAGCGUCUUUCUGCUGAGUUGGCAUGGUGGAUGUACCCGGAUCGAGAACGAUACCUGUUCGGCGAGGAGCCACCAUACUACGCCCCGUCCUUUUCUUGGGCGUCGGUGAAAGGCCAGAUCAACUCUUCGGGGCCCUUUGCUAUUGGAAUUCUGCCACAGGUUCAGUGUGUUUCCAUCGACAGCGGGCCACAUUGCAACACUCCGGACCAGCCAUUCGCAAACGACGUUUUUGGCACCCCAUUGACGUCUUCCGCAUUCCAGCUAAGAGUCAGAGGAAGAGUACGGGCUCUCAAGUUGCGUAAACAAGGCGAUUGGAAAGCCAUCGUCCAUAUUUCAGCAGGCCAGGGGAUAUCACCGAGCACCGUGGAACUAGAUGCUUGGCUAGACUUUCACAUAUCUGACGCGGAUCGCCACACAUUUGAGAGAGAAGCUUUGUACCUCAUUCAUUGGAGACAUGGACCUGAAGCAGGUGACUAUGACAUGAGCGGAGCGGCGCUUCAUUGCAUGCUGGUAAGACCCGUGGAUCAGACGCGCGACCAGUUUCGGCGUAUAGGGUGGGCAAUAGCUGAUGAUCCCGAGAUGAGCUUGAUGCUCAACGAUGAGACGUGGGAAGAAGUGUCGCACCGGUCCGACGAGGGAAAGCUAACCUCCGUCAUAUAUCUCAUCUGA
Fusarium vanettenii 77-13-4 is the source of this 2121-nucleotide messenger RNA. RefSeq lists its product as uncharacterized. The transcript has 2 exons. The record is from RefSeq and is a predicted model, not a curated record. The coding region runs from base 1 to 2121 and encodes 706 amino acids. Lineage: Eukaryota; Fungi; Ascomycota; Sordariomycetes; Hypocreales; Nectriaceae.